GUCUGAAAAAAGCUACACCCAAUGACUUUCUCGGCUAGUCUCCGCCGCAAAUAAUAUGAGUUUCCUCAAAGGCCUCAUCGACUCUUUCGGCUCCGUCUUCUCCGAAUCCUCCGCCGCCUCCUCCUCAUACCCAAACCCUAGCGCUCCCGAUUCUUCCGCCAUGGACGGCGUAGCUGGUGCUUCGGUCACGAACGAGCGCGUGGCGUACAAGCUCAAGGGCUACUUCGAUUUGGCGAAAGAGGAGAUCGCCAAGGCUGUUAGGGCUGAGGAAUGGGGCUUGGUUGAAGACGCCGUUGCUCACUAUAAUUGCGCCCAGAGAAUUCUAGCUGAAGCUAGCUCCACUCCUGUGCCUUCCUUUAUCAGCUCCAGUGAGCGAGAGAAGGUGAAAUCGUAUCGUCAAAAGAUAUCAAAAUGGCAGGGUCAAGUUUCUGAUAGGUUACAAGUCUUAAGUAGACGUCCAGGUGGUACGCCCAUAAACAAGACAGUAGCUCCUGCACGAACAGCUGCAGCUACACCAACAACGUCAAGUUCACGAAAUCAUGUGAUACCCAAGACUUUGCAUCCCAGUACAAGCAUGCCAGCAACAAGGAUUCAGACCAAUAAUAUUGUAAGAUCAAAACCUGUGCAAGAUUCUGGUGGAGGUUAUGAUGAAAAGUUGGUUGAAAUGAUAAAUAGUGCCAUAGUGGAUAGAAGUCCUUCAGUUAAAUGGGAAGAUGUUGCCGGACUUGAGAAGGUGAAGAAAACUUUGAUGGAGAUGGUUAUUUUACCAACUAAGAGAAGGGAUUUGUUUACUGGCCUUCGAAGGCCGGCUCGAGGUCUGCUUCUGUUUGGUCCACCUGGUAAUGGGAAAACCAUGCUUGCUAAGGCAGUUGCUUCAGAAUCAGAGGCAACCUUUUUUAAUGUAUCUGCAUCUUCACUGACGUCCAAAUGGGUGGGAGAGGCUGAAAAGCUUGUGCGGACACUUUUCAUGGUUGCUAUAUCCAGACAGCCAUCUGUAAUUUUCAUGGAUGAGAUUGAUAGUAUCAUGUCAACAAGGCAGGCAAACGAAAAUGAUGCAAGUAGAAGGUUGAAGUCAGAGUUUCUAAUUCAAUUCGAUGGAGUGACAUCAAAUCCUAAUGAUCUAGUAAUUGUGAUUGGUGCUACUAAUAAGCCUCAAGAACUAGAUGAUGCAGUUCUUAGGAGAUUGGUUAAGAGAGUAUACAUACCUUUACCAGAUCUAACUGCUAGGAGACUUCUCCUAAGUCACAAACUUAAAGGCCAAGCAUAUUCCUUACCAAGUGGAGAUCUUGAACAACUUGCAAGAGACACCGAAGGUUAUUCAGGAAGUGAUCUACAAGCAUUGUGUGAAGAAGCAGCAAUGAUGCCAAUUAGGGAACUUGGUGAAAACAUACUCACCAUCAAGGCAAAUCAGGUGAGACCACUAAGACUUGAAGAUUUUCAGAAGUCAAUGACUGUAAUCAGACCAAGUUUAAGCAAAAGCAAGUGGGAAGAGCUUGAACAAUGGAACGAGGAAUUUGGGUCUAACUGAACGCCUAUCAUGGCAUUCUCCAUAAUUUAUGUGAUAAAAGCAAUCCUCAGUAUAUUUGGCCACAAGUAGAAACAUGAUGCAGCAAAACACAGGAGGCGGAAUGAGGAAGAAAAAGAACAAAUGAAAAGUUCAUCUUAGUUGUGUAUAUAUCACACCUCAAACCAGACUGCCUGGCGCAUUCUUGGUGUUCUUUUGUAUGAGAGCUGAGGUGUAAUUGUGACAGUAAAUGAUGAAUAACGAGUAUUGUACAAGCUGUAUAUGAUUUCUCUAACAUGAUCUGAAUUAUAAGCGGAAAAGUGUUUGGAUACAGGAUUAUGAAAGUUGACCUGUUCUUGGGUGCUACCCCUGCACCCCUCUAGUUUCUGGAGGAUCAUAAAGUUCAUGUCCCCUAAGUAAAAAUU
This is a messenger RNA of Fragaria vesca subsp. vesca, 1929 nucleotides long. RefSeq names its product spastin-like. Gene Ontology annotation, cellular component: microtubule cytoskeleton. The coding region runs from base 56 to 1528 and encodes 490 amino acids. Gene Ontology annotation, molecular function: ATP binding; ATP hydrolysis activity. NCBI's taxonomy places the organism in Eukaryota, Viridiplantae, Streptophyta, Magnoliopsida, Rosales, Rosaceae. The transcript is spliced from 14 exons. The record is from RefSeq and is a predicted model, not a curated record.